GUGGAGGUGCAGUGAAAAUCCCUUUACUGCAUGCACUGUGUGCCUGCCACAAGAGCAUCAUUACGCAGCAUAAACCCACCUCUCUCUGCUAUUUUAAAACAGCAUUACAGUUCACACGUGUGCUGAAAAAUCUGAGAGUACACAAAGACAGGACACCUUCCCUUGCUGUUAGCUGUGAGCAGGCAGAAGUGAAAGCGUCCCCCAUCUCCUACCUACGCUGGCCAGGCAUUAGCGUAAGCAGGAAAUUGAUUCAGAUAACCCUGGUGUGCUCUCACUGUCACCAAGAAGCACUUUUUCCCCUGAUGGUUUCCCUUUGGUUUCAGUUCAGAGAGCCCAGGUGCUGGAAGCUGGCAAUGGAAGAAGAGCUUCUGCGACCCGCCUGAGUCACUGGUGAGCACUGGGAUGGGAAUUACUUGCUGCCUGUGGUGGUUUGGAUCACAUCCCACCGAGUGCUGGCUGGCACUAGGUCUGGCACAGGGCUGCUGUUUCUCAGUUCCUCUCCACAACUGAUUCACAUGGGCACCUCUCCAGCUUGGGCAAAGCGUUGCCAUCCACAGGCCCUCUCCUGGGGCAGCCCAUUUCCUCCAGCAAAACAGCUGCAAACCCUGCAGCAAACCUUCUGCAAGGCUGUCAGCAGUGGCAAACAUCCCUGAUCUUCUGGGCACCCAGAUGUUUCUGUUCUGCCCUCUGAGCAGGCUGGCUCACCUUUCACAUCAAAUGCUCUUUCCUGUGCCCUGAAGUGCCCUUAGCUGUGCAGUGCAGUGCAGUCCUGAGUGAGGCUGAGGUGGAGGAGGUUCUUUCAUGGAGAGUCUCCAUUUUCUGGGUUGGGUGCAUUAUGGAGGUGUUUAAGGAGAUAAAGGCUCUCAUUUCAACAGGAGAAUUGGAAGGCGUUGUACCACAGCAGAGUGUUCCUUGCAGAAAGAGAUGGGAAUGAUUUUGGUUGAUUUAAUGAGCAGUGAGAGCUCUGAAGGAGUUUCUGGAUGGGAUUUUGGGCUGGUGACUAUAUUUCUUCUUAAUGUGUCCCAUAACUUUUUUGCCUAAAACAUCUGUUCACUGCAGCUGGAAGAAAUUCUGGAGUUAAGGAAGACUCUUAACAGCAAAAUGGAUAAAACACUGAUUUUUUUUUUUUUUUAUGUUUUUAGACUGUGUGGCAUUAGCUUGCUAAACCAUGCCAUUGGAUGAUACAAGUAACAGAGUGUAAUAGGACUCAGGAAAAGUGGAUGCCACGUAAAUGGGAGAGAGCACUAAUAAGAAAAAAGAAGGAAACUUGUUUCCUUCACCUACCGACAACAGAAUGAAUUCUUAGGCAAUUCAUCCUGUAGAUAAUCUGUGCUGUGGAAACUGAUGGUGACAGCUCUCCAUCUGCCUCCAAAGCAGCAGGAAUGCUCUGCUGCUGGCAUCUGCUACCGAGGCAACCCAAGCAUGAGGAUGGUAAUCCCUCAGGCUGCAUUUUGGCAUCUCUGGUUGACGUGAGGAAAAUAGAAUUGGUCCUCAUUAAAUGUCAGGGAACUGGGAACCCCAUUUUCAGAGAAGAAAAGGUCAACUGUUUAAAAAUGAAAGGAGCAAAUGGACAACCAUCUCUGGUUGGAGGAGGCUGUUCAUGUGGAACGACCAAACAGGGUAAUUUGCAAAUUCCAGUUGGAAUAAUAAGUCUUUUUGCCUGAAAUAUGAUUAGAGUUCAUAUUUCUGAGGGCUGUCAAUGCUAGGUGAUCAGUUAUGCUGGAGUAUGUCAGACAUUUAGCCUGGUGGAUAACAGGGAGUCUCUCACAAGCUGCAAAGGGAAAUACUGUGUACAACCAUGAACAAGGGUGCUGAGUUACAGGAGCACUCAGAUGUUUGCUGUGGAAUACAUUUUAAUUGGUUAAGUGCUUUGGCUUGUUUUUCAAUCAGGUACUCUACCUGUCCACAGGAUUUCCUUGCCCAGUGUGGGUUGUUAGAAUAGAAAGGAAAAUGGAUGUUGCUUUCUGAAGCCUGAAGUGGUCUGUGGCAGUGUCAAGCUGUGCAUAGCGCAGCACUAGUCACUGCUUCCAUGGGCCAGGAGCACACUGCAGCAGGGAGGCAGGGCAGUGUAUCUGUACUUGCUAUGCUGUUUCAUGCCAGCCAAAAGGUUGGUGGUGCGUUGGCACUGCUUCCCUCCAAAAGCAGCAGAUACCCUCAGCGACCUUACAGGAGCUGAGUGAGAGCUCUCAGAGAGCUGCUGAUGCCACUAAGAGUGACUUGAAUGUCUGACAAGGUGGGUGGUACACACAGAGGAGAGAUAGCACUGCUAUAAAAUUGAGCACUUCUCCCGUGAAGCCAUCUGAGAGCUGUGUUGUGCUUUUGUACACACCCUGUAAGGAAAACGUCUUUUGAGUGCAAAGCUACAAGAAAUGCAAACCAGAGUGGCUCUAGGUCUUGAACUACUUGCCAAAAAUUACUUGAGAUUAAUGGACUGCUGACAAAUCUCAAGGUUUGUGUCUUAAGGCUGGAAAAAACUGUUGACAGUUUUUCCUACUGGAAAAUUAACAUUGCAUUCCUGUGCCACGUAUGAACUUUGUUAGGUUGAAAGAAAAACUUACGUCACACUUCUGAUUGCAAUCUUGCUUUUCAUUCUUUUUUUUCCACCACUUCUUUCAGACAGGAUUAAUAUAGCCAAGGACUUGUAUAUAAUCUAAUAAAACUUUGGAAAAGUAGGAGUUUACUGCUAUAAAUGAGGGAUCAGCAGGAAAAAGAUGUCAAGUUAAGAGGCUUCAACUCCUGUAACACCUAAACUGAAGGUAAAAUCCCCUUGCUGCCUUUUUUUUGUAUGCUGCUUGCUGUGAACCACAAAGCCACCUCCUGCUUGAACCAGUGCAAUGAACUUGUGAAGUCAUGUGGGUGGGAUCUUCCUUAAGUGUAGACUUUCCAGGUGAACAUUAGGGUGAAGACUUGGCCUCUGCUUUCUCCAACCGUGUCUGACUAUUGACUCUUGUAGUUUUUUUGAGACUAAGAACUGCUGCAAAAAAAUAAUUAAAAAAACCCCAAACAUGAAGAUCUUUGUUUACAGAUUGUGAUACUCUUUUCCAGAGGAGUGCACUUUGGUGCUUGUCACAUAAUCAUUGUUUUGCAGUUCUCUGAGCGUUUUGGUUUUCUUCCAUAGCCUGGUGCCGUGUUUCCCUCUGGAAUCUGUCUCACCCCUCUGCAGAUGCCAGCCCUCCCACGAGCAGCACCCUGCUGCAAGCAAUAGCUGAGGCAGCGUGGCUGCCAGUGAGUAUUUGAAGAGAUUCCCCCUGUGUCUGGUUCCCAGUGCAGCUCCCAUGGCCUGUGACGAACCCGCUGCUCUCUCAGGCAUCUUCACACGCCAGAACUCUGCCAGCACCAUCUCUCUGGACUUUGAGCCUGAUGCCGACUACAAGUUUGUUGAAACCUUAGAGGACCGGUACAAAUGCGCCUACUGCCACCUUGUCCUUCACAACCCCCACCAGACGGGAUGUGGGCAUCGAUUUUGCCAGCAGUGCAUUCUUUCUUUGAGAGAGUUAAAUGCAGUACCCACCUGUCCUGUCGACAAAGAAACAAUAAAAAUGCAUGAGGUAUUCAAAGACAACUGCUGUAAAAGAGAAGUUCUCAAUUUGCAUGUGUUCUGCAAGAACUCUCCUGACUGCAAUUCAAAAAUAAUUCUGGGACGAUAUCAGGAGCAUCUUCAGCAGUGUUCGUUUGAAAGCGUGCAAUGCACUAAUGAUGGAUGUUGUGAUCAAAUUCUUCGGAAAGACUUGAAAGAGCACUUGAGCCAGCACUGUAAAUUUCGAGAAGAAAUGUGUCAGUACUGUAAUACGUAUGUGGUGUUCAUUAACAUAAAGAAUCAUGAAACAGAUGACUGUCCUAAUUAUCCUGUGCCUUGUCUCCAAAAUUGUUCACAAAUAAUUCUGAAAAAAGAGAUUGAAAAUCACCAGGCUGUGUGCCCUGAGGCAGAAGUGGACUGCCCAUAUAAGCAGUAUGGAUGUCUUGCAAAGGUUAAAAGAGGGAAACUUGCUGAACAUGAAAACUCUGCCCUGAGGGAACACAUGCUGCAGAUUUUAGACAAGAACUCCCGGUUGGAAGAACAGAUAUCUGACCUAUAUAAGAGCCUGGAAUGUAAAGAGAUUAAAAUCCAGCAGCUGGCAGAGGCCAUUAAAAAGUGUGAGAAAGAAUUCAGACAGUAUACACAACUGUUUGGUAAAAAUAGCAACUUGAUGGCUUUGGCCAGUCACCUGGAUAAGUCUGCACGCCUGGAAGCACAAGUGAAACAGCUAAUACAGAUGGCAAACCAGCAGCAGAGUAAAUUAGACUUGCGGCCCCUGUUUGACACAAUCGAAAACAUAAAACAGAAGAUUGCCCUGAUGGAGACAUACGAUCAGCGCUUGGUUGUUUUGGAAGAUCAAUCCAGCAAACAUGAUCUCCAGAUCAAUAUUCACAAAGCACAGCUCAAUAAAAAUGAAGAACGGUUUAAGCUUUUGGAAGGCACGUGCUACAACGGGAAAUUAAUCUGGAAAAUCACAGACUACAAGAUGAAGAAAAAAGAAGCGGUGGAAGGCCGUGUCCUCUCCAUAGCCAGCCAGCCCUUUUACACCAGCCGCUGCGGAUACAGACUGUGUGCAAGAGCCUACCUGAAUGGGGAUGGCUCAGGGAAGGGAACACACAUCUCUCUCUACUUUGUAGUGAUGAGGGGGGAAUUUGACUCGCUGCUGCUGUGGCCUUUCAAGCAAAAAGUUACACUUAUGCUUUUGGACCAAAGUGGGAAAAAAAAUCACAUCGUGGAAGUCUUUAGAGCCGACCCCAACAGCAGCAGUUUCAAAAGGCCAGAUGGGGAAAUGAAUAUCGCCUCUGGAUGUCCACGCUUUGUGCCACACACGGUCCUGGAGAACACAAAGAACACCUAUAUCAGAGAUGACACUCUGUUUCUGAAAGUUGUCGUGGAUUUAACUGAUUUAGAGGAAUUGUGAAAAGUGUUCCCAAUCAAUGGGACUUCUUUAACCAUUCAGGACUGCUUUAACCAUUCUGAACUGCUUUCUUGGUGACUACCACCCAUGCAAUAGUGAAUUGCCACCAGUCAAGCUACUGAGAAUGUUUCACAGCUUUUGGACUCAUAAGAGAUAAUGAAUUGCCAAAGCAUCAGCCUUUCCUUUUUUAACCGUUUUUUCAAGACUGCAUUUUUGAGGCAGCUAGAAGUCCAGUUUGAUGCAAACAUGCAUUCAAUCCAGAUUGGCUCAGCCCAGGCUGGGGGAAUGCUUUUCUCUCAUCACCAGACUGGUGUUUGGAGAUUAAACUCCUCCAGUAACCUCCCUGGAGCCCAGGCAGGCCUGUGGGCUUCCAUCCCUCACACUGAACUGAAGCCAUGCCCAAACAUGCAAGUGUGUUUCACCUGUCUGCAAUGGAAACAUUUCAACAUUAGCAAAUUUGAAUCAGUGUGUGUUGAUCCCUCCACCUCCUGGAUUUUUGAAGAGGGGAGAAUGGCUUCAGCUAGGCAGGGAAAACAUUUGCCAAGUAUUUUGCAUUUUUUAAAAUUUGUUUUAAUUAUGGUUUUUCCAGAAAGCCCAGAGGAAGGCACCAAUGCCUCUUACUUUUUUAGCCUGUUUUUUCAGCUGUGUAGAGUACGUCCAGGUCACAACAGCUUUCUUAUGUCCUUUCCUUUCCUGCCUAGUGCCUUGGGACUGAUUUCCAUUAGUGGUAAACAUCCACAGUCCCCAUCUGAAGCCAAAAGCUGCAGGCACUUCUCACCUCUCAGGACAUGGCCAGAAGCAGGGCACUCAGCCAGCCUGCCAGCUCUUGGCUGCACUGUUGGAAGAAGGGCAAAACUCCUGUUCUUUUUCUUCCAUAUCUGUGCAAAAGAGAUGUUUUCUGGCCUACAAGCUCUACAAAAGGCAGGAAGAGCUUUGGAUAUCUGCUUGGGAAAAAGCCCAUGUAACAUGCACUGUUCCUCUCUCCUAGAAAUUUGGAUGUUUGGGGAAGAAGGGGGAAAAGGGAUUAGGGAGUGAGGUUGCAGUAAGAACUCUAUUCUCACAGGUAGUGCAGCUCUAGUGUUCGUUAAAGGUCACACAGCCACAGAAAUAAUUGCUGACUGUGUUGUCUGAAGAUCUUAAUUUUCAUUCCAAGUUCCUUUCAUACUGCAAGGGAAUGUGUGCAAUGUACAGGGCUUUAUUGGAGAAGCACUAAAACUACCAAGAUCAGGCACUGAGGAACAACUGACACAGAAUACACGUGCCUUUUUAAAACGUUCUGGGUGCUUGUAACAGGGAUGUAAUUUUGCAUUCUCAGGCAUUUUGUUAUUACAAGUGGCAGAAUUUUGCAUCUCUCGUCUCUCACAGAUCAGGUGGUGAAACACCACAGCAUUAUCCAUUGCUCGAAAGCUUAUCAAGAGACAGCAAGAACAUAAGAUGGAUUUAGAGUAAGAGUAAACUAGGCAGGAUAAAAAUCAAAACGGGGCUUGGACUUAAAGGUAUAAGGCAGAAAAAUCAAGAGGGCAAAUAUGGCAAAAUGAAAAAUGCCCUCUCUGGGCAGGAUGUUGAUAUCAACUAAAAUAAUUCAAGGUUUGGAACUAAGAUGAAGGCAAAAUACUGUAUUUUGUAUCUGCAGUCUUAUUGCUAGACAUUUGCUUUCCCACGUGGUUUUCAGGAUGUAACUCAGACACAAAUAUUUUCAAAUUCGGGGGUGGAAGGGAAGAGACCUUAGUAAUCUAUACCUCAUGGUGGACUAGCACAUCUGAAAUCUUUGUUUCAUCUAGAAGUCCUUUUUGUUUUACAGUGUCAGGAUGUACUGAGCCACCAUAGGGGCUUUCCGUGUUCCCAGAGACAGAUGGCAAGGAACAAAUUUUAUUGUUUUGUACCACCAUGAUUGACUUCAAGAGUCAUUUCAGCUGUACAGCAUAAAGAGUUAGGACUCAUGUUCCUAGCACUGUUACAGAAAGAGCAAGCUUGGUUUGACAGUGGUGUGGCAUUCUGUGUCAUCAGCCCUGAGCCUCAGACGUGGAUUUCAUGUCGAUUAUUACUUCAAUAUUUAUCAUGUAACUUUCAAAGUGACACAACUUGCAUAAUAACCACUAAUAACUGAUGGAAAUGUACUACCAUGUGUCCUGGGACUCCCCAGUACAUUGAGUGUAAAAUACAGAAAGUAAUAAAGAACUUGGACAAGCAAGGGAGGCAAGAUAGAAAGGAUGGGGUCUGUAGCCUGUCAAAUACCCAGCCCUCUCCGCCUCCACCACCCCAAGUGUAAAAUGGGGGUAAUAAUACUUGCAGAAGUGUUAGGGCUAUUUAAAUGUUUGUGAAGAAGUUUGAGCAUGAAGAGAGCUAAGUAUUAUUAAAACUCCAUUUCUAAUUGUUAGAGUAGGUGAUGGCAUAGUGACAUGGAUAAGUGCUUAGUGUUUUCCUGGACAGAUUUUGAAAGCAUGUUUGGUUUUAGCCAGUUUGUACUGCAAUCUCUACCUACUGGUUGGGUUUAGGUUUUUGCCACAAAUAUUCCUUUUAAAAUUUUGAAGCACAAGUGAUUCAUCCUGGGUGUUGGAAACAUCCCUUUUGAAAUACUACCUGUUUUAUAUAGAAUUAACUGAGAAAACUGGUUUUUUUUAAACACAAGACCUUCUUUAAAUUGGUUCUUUUUAUUACAGUAAUUGAGAGAUUUAUGUUUAAAUUUUCAGUGAUUUUUUUUUUUUACUAAUUGUAAACAGGAUUUUAAAUUUCAUCUCAUUCCUAAUAAAGAAAAAAAUAUGUUGUAUAGCAUGAAUUGUUAGGAAGAAUUUUGAUGUUGCAUGGAAAAAAUACCAAAAACCUUUUCAAUAAUAUUGUACUGGAUAAGUAACCAAAAGAGCUUAGGGUAUUUCUACAUCAGCAUACAGUAUGUUUCUAAUGUAUUUAUUGACAGUUUCUAGUUGUUUGAAUAUCUCUUACUACAAUGCAGGCAUUUUUCUAGCCAAAUGUCUUCACUGUGUACAUAAACUAAUGUAAGAAUAAAUAAUUUUACCAUCCUUCUGUA
This is a messenger RNA of Myiozetetes cayanensis, 7959 nucleotides long. It is a transcript of the gene TRAF5, whose product is annotated as TNF receptor associated factor 5. The transcript is spliced from 10 exons. NCBI's taxonomy places the organism in Eukaryota, Metazoa, Chordata, Aves, Passeriformes, Tyrannidae. Bases 3276 to 4937 code for a protein of 553 amino acids. Gene Ontology annotation, cellular component: plasma membrane signaling receptor complex. Gene Ontology annotation, molecular function: tumor necrosis factor receptor binding; thioesterase binding; zinc ion binding. Gene Ontology annotation, biological process: regulation of apoptotic process; tumor necrosis factor-mediated signaling pathway; protein K63-linked ubiquitination. The record is from RefSeq and is a predicted model, not a curated record.